Messenger RNA from Anolis carolinensis (green anole), 2338 nucleotides. RefSeq names its product zinc finger protein 501. The record is from RefSeq and is a predicted model, not a curated record. The transcript is spliced from 4 exons. Lineage: Eukaryota; Metazoa; Chordata; Lepidosauria; Squamata; Anolidae. The coding region runs from base 1082 to 2317 and encodes 411 amino acids. Gene Ontology annotation, biological process: regulation of transcription by RNA polymerase II. Gene Ontology annotation, molecular function: RNA polymerase II cis-regulatory region sequence-specific DNA binding; DNA-binding transcription factor activity, RNA polymerase II-specific.
AACACCUGGACAGAGGGCCAAAGCUUGCCAUGCCUGAGCUAAAUGAUGUCUUGAGUAGAGUAUUUAAGGCAGGUAUGUUUGAAGCCAAUUGCAUUUAAAUCUCGGUUGCAUUUGGAAAUUGUUUAUGUCCACCACUCUGUAAACCUAACCAUGGGGACAGAUUAUUUGAGGACAUCUUAUUAAAGUCGCCGCUUUGCUCAUCCUUCAUCACUGCUUCCUCCAUCAGCCUGAUCCUAGGAGCCAUGGUGGCAGUUGAACUGCUCACUUGAAAGUUGGGUUGCCGGGCUGAAAGUUGCCAGUUUGAAUCCGCGAGACAGGGUGAGCUCCUGUCUGUCAGCUCUAGCUUGUGGGGACAUGAGAGAAGCUUCCCAGCAAGAUGGUAACACAUCUGGGCGUCUCCUGGGCAACGUCUCUCUAGGUGGCCAAUUCUCUCACACCGGAAAUGACUUGCGGUAUGUUCUCAAGUUGCUUCUAACACAUUUUUUAAAAAGCCUGAUCUUGCUGGAAGAUGUAGUCAACAAACCUCUGCUUCUGGAAACUUGGGUUACUAGAUCUCAAUCUGAGGAGCCGCCGGUGGCACAGCGCUGAGCUGCUGAACUUGCAGACCGAAAGGUCGCAGGUUUGAAUUUGGGGAGUGGAGUGAGCUCCUGCUGUUAGCCCCAGCUUCUGCCAACCUAGCAGUUUGAAAACAUGCAAAUGUGAGAUCAAUAGGUACCGCUCCAGCAGGAAGGUAAUGGCACUCCAUGCAGUCAUGCCGGCCACAUGACUUCGCAGGUGUCUACGGACAACGCCGGCUCUUCGGCUUAGAAAUGGAGAUGACAACCAUCCCCCAGAGUCGGACACGACUGGACUUAAUGUCAGGGUAACACCUUUACCUUUACUAGAUCUCAACUUGAAGAGGGUUCCUGCACUUUUGACGGUUUUGAAUUUCAGCAGGAGCCUUUUCCAUUGCUGCUAAUCAACCAGGCAAUAGAGAGCGAAUGCAAACAGAUGAGCACCCAUCUCAGGGUUAAAACAAGAGAGUUUGGUUAGAAGGGCCCCAAGGGCUUGCUUGCACUACUAUCCAUUCCAGCAGUGUUCCAUGUGGAGGGAAGAGCCAGGAUCUUCAUUCUUCUGGUGGCUCCUCCAUCAGCGCCUCCUUCCUGGGUCCUCCAAGGGGUCUGAGACCUGGGCGAGAAAGUGGAGACAUGGAGGCAAGUUCCCAUCCAUUGGCCAUGGCAGAAGGCUUCCUCUUGAGUCCUGCAGAGGGAGAGGAGCAAGAAGGAAGGCAGAAUCUCUUUUGGUUCCCAAACCUGAACCCAUCCCAUGGUUGGAAGAAAAAGAAGUUCCAUUGAUGGAGGUGUACGAGGAAGUCACAAGACCAGCAGGAGAUGGGAAGGAGAAGAAAAAAGAUGACAAACAGGAAUCUGUAGCAAAACAUAACUCGAGUAAAAACCAUGUCAUUUGCACAGCCCCUCUGCUUCCUCAAAGCCCCUUGCCAAAUAAGCACCAAGCAGGGCAGAGAGAAGUAAGGAAAUUUUCUUUUUCCAAAAGAAAGAAAUCGUUCCAGUGUUCGGAGUGUGGAAAGAGUUUCAGAAAGAAGCCUACCCUUAACGCCCAUAAAAAAAUUCAUACUGGCGGGAAACCCUAUAAGUGCUCCAGAUGUGGGAUGGGCUUCAACCGGAGCAGCAACAUGUUGGCUCACCAAAGAACCCACACCGGCGAGAAAUCCUUUCGGUGCCCCAAAUGCGGGAUCAGCUUUAGCCGGAAGCAGGCCCUUAUCGAUCACGGAAGGAUCCACACUGGGGAAAAGCCGUAUAAAUGCUCGGUUUGCGGGAAGAGCUUCAGCCGGAGAAAUAACUUGGCCUCCCAUCAGAAAAUCCACACUGAGAAGAAGCCCUUUGAGUGCUGCGAAUGUGGGGAAAGCUUCCGGCGGAGCUGUACCCUGACGAAACAUUUCAGGAUCCACACGGGAGAGAAGCCCUACAAGUGCUUGGAGUGCGGGAGGAGCUUCACCCAGAGCAGCACCCUCAUGUAUCACCAGAGGACCCACACGGGGGAGAAGCCAUACCAAUGCUCGGAGUGUGGAAAAAGGUUCGUGCAGAGCAGUAACCUCACUUACCAUAAGGAAACCCACACAUUUAAGCCGUUUGAGUGUCCAGAGUGCAGGAAGAGCUUUGCUCACAGCAGCAGCCUGGCUGACCAUCAGAGGCUGGCCACCUGCAAGAAGCUGUUCAAGUGCCCGGACUGCGGGAAGCACUUCCGCUCGAGGGAAAACUUCGGCUUUCACGUCCAAAUCCAUAUGGAAAGUGUGGCGGUUUGUGGUUAUGUAAAAUAAAAAUAGAUAUGUAAACUGAAA